UUCUGCACUGCCUGUGAGUCUCUGAGCCGCCUGCGAACUCCUUCAAUCAUGAACAAGAUCAUCGUCUAUGAACAUUCUGACUUCCGUGGCAACAGCAGGGAGUUCACCUCUGACGUCCGUAAUUUAGUUGAGCAGAACUUUAAUGACUGCAUCUCCUCGCUGAAGGUCAUCGGGAAUCCAUGGGUGGCGUACAAAGAUGUAAAUUUCAGUGGUGAACCGACCGCCUAUGAGGAAGGAGAAUAUAGUAGCGUGUCCUACAAUGAUGCAAUUUCCUCACUUGAACUGGUGACAGACGACCUGGAUAAUCCUCAGAUUACACUGUAUGAACAUGAUAACUACAUAGGCCAGAGCCUGGUUCUUAACUGUGAGACCAACUUGUCUUACGGAUCUUUUAAUGAUAAAGCAUCCUCUCACAAGGUGCAGAGAGGAGCCUGGGUUCUGUAUCAGCAUAAGGACAGAGGAGGAUUUUGCAUGGUAGCCAGAGCUGGUCGUGAUCUAGCUAACUAUGGCUGGUUCAAUGACCGUGUGACCCACCUCCGUCCUCUUAAAGCGGGCAGAUCCACCAUUAAAGCUGAGAUUGAAUGGGACAAGAAGAAAGAAGAUGUGAAAACUGUUAAGAUCGACUCCCUCACUGGUGUGAAUGAUGGAUCAGAGAAACAAACCUUCACCACUGAGAUGACUCGAGAGUAUUCAGGAUCCGUCACUGAGAGCUUCAACUUUAGCAAUUCCACACAGAUUAGUGUGGGAACCAAAUUUGAAGUUACACUGUUUGGUGCCAAAACAGAGAACACCAUAAAUAUCAGUAACACCUUUACCGUGGAGAAGGGUCACAGCGAAACCAAAACCACAACUAACAGUGUUAAAGUCUCCUUGCCGGCCAGCAUUCCUCCUCACACCAAGCUCACGGUGAACAUGGUGAGGAAGCAGGUGUCUGUUACGGUUCCAGUCAAGCUGACCAUCACCACCGGCUUUACCACUAAGGUUGAGUAUGGAGAGUACAGGUGUGAGGAUGGGAAUUCUAUUUACGCUGAAUACAAGGAGGAGAAGAUCUAGUACAGCUAUGUGAGGAACAAAACACAGAGAAGAGUUAAUGUUGCAAAUAUUCUAAAAAAAAAAUAAUAAUAAUAAUCAAUAGCUUUUGCCCAAUCAGAAUUGAGAAAGGCUCUGUGUUGUUAAAUUAGAUUUAGAUGCAUGUAACAAAACAGAAGACCCUUCUAAUCUUACGUAAGGUUUUUCUUUUUUUUUUGCCUUUUCAUUAAGUAUAAAGUAUUAAAAAAAUACUUUUUUGCUAUGUAACGUUAGUUUCUCUUUGAAAAUUAUUUUAUAUAGUAUACACCCACUUACAUGUAUAAUGAUAAUAUGUUAAGGUGUAAUUUUUUUUGGUUUAAUUAUGUCUUAAUUUUACAAACAGGAAUAAUGAAUGGAAACAAUUAAUCAAUAGCUUACAUGUUAAAUAUG
This is a messenger RNA of Clarias gariepinus (North African catfish), 1458 nucleotides long. Its product is annotated as epidermal differentiation-specific protein-like. The transcript is spliced from 2 exons. NCBI's taxonomy places the organism in Eukaryota, Metazoa, Chordata, Actinopteri, Siluriformes, Clariidae. The record is from RefSeq and is a predicted model, not a curated record. Gene Ontology annotation, biological process: visual perception; lens development in camera-type eye. Gene Ontology annotation, molecular function: structural constituent of eye lens. The coding region runs from base 49 to 1053 and encodes 334 amino acids.